AUGGCGAUCAGCUGGGUCAGGUUCCUGAGUUGCGCGUCUUCUUCCUCCGUCGACGACGCCUUCUGCCGGAGAGUGACGCCCAUCUCCCCAUUGCUGCCGCCCUGCCGCCCGCGGAUCGAGAAGAGAGGUAGGGGCAGCGCCGCCGUCACGGUUUGCGACCCUGACGGAGGUCCCGGAAGGGCACUCGUCCUGGGGGGUGGUGGAGAUUAUAUUCGCCUCCACCUGGUCGCAGACGGGGGCGACCGCCCCCCGGGAGAUCGAGAGGCUCUUCAAGGUCCGCCACCCGCCGCGCGCCGUCGCCGGCUUCGAGGAGUACCUGGAGGCCGUGCGCUCCCGGGCCGGCAAACAGGACCCGCGCUGCGCCGCUGACGGCAACGAGAUGAUGCGCUUCCAUUAUUGCCCCGCCGGCGGAGUCAACGAGACCAUGCGCUUCCACUGCUGCUCCCCCGCCGGCGGAGCCAACGACGAGACGAUGUGCUUCCGCUGCUGGUGCCCCACCGGCGGAGGCAACGACGAGAUGGUGCACUCCCACUGCGACUGUCCCAGCGGCGGAGGCAUGCCGACGUUGGCGGGGACCGGCAUGGCCCACGAGAGCGGCGGUGGGUGGGGACAGAGGAGGGCGAUGGCGGUGUGCCGGGUGAUCGCCGGCCGCGUGGGGAGCAGCGAGCGGGAGCCCGGGGAGUUCGACUCCUCUCCCGGGAUGGGGAGCUGCGGGUCUUCGACCCGAGGGCCGUCCUGCCCUGCUUCCUGAUCAUCUACCGAGUGUAA
This is a messenger RNA of Spirodela intermedia, 768 nucleotides long. The record is from the annotation of a GenBank genome assembly. Lineage: Eukaryota; Viridiplantae; Streptophyta; Magnoliopsida; Alismatales; Araceae.